AUGCUGGCCCUUCAGCAAGCUUCUGCUUUCCUGGUUCUGUUCCUUGCAGCUUUUCUGCCCCCACCACAGUGUGCUCAGGACCCAGCCAUGGUGCACUACAUCUACCAGCGCUUUCGAGUCUUGGAGCAAGGACUGGAAAAAUGUACCCAAGAGACAAGGGCAUACAUUCAAGACUUCCGUGAGUUCUCAAAAAACAUAUCUGCUAUGCUGGGAAGAUGUCAGACCCACACAAGUGAAUAUAAGAGUGCAGUGGACAACUUGGCAAUGAGAGUCGAACGUGCCCAACGGGAGAUUGACUAUCUAGAGUACCUGCGAGCAGCUGACGUGUGCAUAGAAUCAGAGGACAAAAUGCUGGCAGAAAAGCUAGUCCAAGAUGCCGAAGAAGAAAAAAAGAUCCAGACUCUGCUGAAUGCAAGCUGUGACAACAUGCUAAUGGGCAUAAAGUCUCUGAAAAUAGUGAAGAAGACUAUGGACACAGAUGGCUCUUGGAUGAAAGAUGCCGUCAGCAACUCUGCAAAGGUUUAUUUCUUAAUUGGAUCCAGAAACAACACUGUUUGGGAAUUUGCAAACAUGCGAGCACUCAUGGAGGAUAGUACCAAGCCAGGCCCCCGGAAGCUAACCUUAACACAUUCCUGGCAGGGAACAGGCCAAGUGAUCUACAAAGGUUUCCUAUUUUUUCAUAACCAAGGGACUCUCAAUGAGAUAAUCAAAUACAGUCUGCAAAAGAGGACUGUGGAAGAUCAAAUGCUGCUCCCUGGAGGGGCAGGCCGAGCACUGGUUUACCAGCACUCCCCAUCAACUUAUAUUGACCUGGCUGUGGAUGAGCAUGGGCUCUGGGCCAUUCACGCAGGGCCAGGCAUCUAUGGUCAUUUGGUUCUCACAAAAAUUGAGCCUGACACACUGGGAGUGGAACACUCAUGGGACACUCCAUGCAAAAGCCAGGACGCUGAAGCUGCAUUCCUCUUGUGUGGGGUUCUGUAUGUGGUCUAUAGUUCUGGUGGCCACGGCCCCCAUCGCAUCACCUGUGUCUAUGACCCACGGGGCACUAUCAGUGAGGAGGAUCUGCCCAACUUGUUCUUCCCCAGGCGGCCAAGAAGUCACUCCAUGAUCCAUUACAACGCCAGAGAAAAGCAGCUCUAUGCCUGGAAUGAUGGAAACCAGAUCAUUUACAAACUCCAGACAAAGAAAAAGCAGCCUAUAAAGUAG
Pteropus alecto (black flying fox) is the source of this 1206-nucleotide messenger RNA. RefSeq names its product olfactomedin like 1 (gene OLFML1). Gene Ontology annotation, biological process: signal transduction. The coding region runs from base 1 to 1206 and encodes 401 amino acids. Lineage: Eukaryota; Metazoa; Chordata; Mammalia; Chiroptera; Pteropodidae. The transcript has 3 exons. The record is from RefSeq and is a predicted model, not a curated record.